AUGCAAUCAAGGAUAGAUAACCUUGAGAGGAAUAGAAGAAGAGAAGAGCAAGACAACCUAGAAGGCAAUGAUGAAGAAGAAGUGAAUGAGAUAGCAGAUCAAGAGCAGCGAACAAAUGACAUAGAGGACCCUGAAGAAAAGAGAUUUGUUAGAUUGUUGAAGGAAGUACAAGGUAGUGGAGGUAAGAGUCAUAUUGAUUUUCCUAUCUAUCAGGGAAAGAUGGAUAGUGAAGAGGUGUUAGGAUGGCUUGAUGCCUUAGAUAACUAUUUUGAGUUUGAAGAAAUGGAAGAGGAGAGGAAAGUGAAAUUUGCAAAGACUAAGUUGAGAGGUACAGCAUUGACAUGGUGGACUAGUUUUUGGAAUGAUAGGAUGGCAAGAGGAUUAGCAAAAGUGUCUACAUGGUCAAGAAUGAAAAGUUUGAUGAAAGAGCAGUUCCUACCAUCUGAUUAUACCAUUCAUGUGAAGAGGAUGAGACAGAAUCUGAAGCAAAAAGAGAUGGAUGUAAUGGCUUACAUUGAGCAAUCUCACAAGCUUAGUAUCAGAGGAGGAUAUGAGGAAGAAGAUGAAAAGGUUGAAGGGACUGGCUGUUGGAUGGGGAUUGGUUCUGGAGGAGAUGGUGAUGCAGGGAUGCAAUUUUGCAUGGGAAUCUUAUUGCAAGGUGUGGGUGAAGGAUUUUUAGGAGGUGGGGAUGGUGGUGGUGAUGAUAGAGGUGGAGGUGGCAGAGUUGGAGGUGGUGGUGACAAAGGUGGAGGCGGAAGAGGUGGUCUCAUACUUGGUGCAGGUGGGGGUGUGAGGAUAGGUGUGGUGUUAAUUGUUGUGGGAGGGAUGGAGGAUGAUAGGAGACCCACCUAG
This is a messenger RNA of Cryptomeria japonica (Japanese cedar), 852 nucleotides long. RefSeq lists its product as uncharacterized. The record is from RefSeq and is a predicted model, not a curated record. Bases 1 to 852 code for a protein of 283 amino acids. Lineage: Eukaryota; Viridiplantae; Streptophyta; Pinopsida; Cupressales; Cupressaceae. The transcript has 3 exons.